This is a messenger RNA of Closterium sp. Yama58-4, 1041 nucleotides long. The record is from the annotation of a GenBank genome assembly. NCBI's taxonomy places the organism in Eukaryota, Viridiplantae, Streptophyta, Zygnematophyceae, Desmidiales, Closteriaceae.
AUGAGCAGCAGCCGCCGCCGACCUGCAGCAGCUGCCGCCGCCGAGCCUGCAGCAGCAGCCGCCGCUCGACCUGCAGCAGCUGCCGCCGCCGAGCCUGCAGCAGCAGCCGCCGCUCGACCUGCAGCAGCUGCCGCCGCCGAGCUUGCAGCAGCAGCCGCCGCUCGACCUGCAGCAGCUGCAGCAGCCGAGCCUGCAGCAGCAGCCGCCGCCGACCCUGCAGCAGCAGCCGCCGCCGAGCCUACAGCAGCGGCCGCCGCCGAGCCUGCAGCAGCAGCCGCCGCUCGACCUGCAGCAGCUGCCGCCGCCGAGCUUGCAGCAGCAGCCGCCGCUCGACCUGCAGCAGCUGCAGCAGCCGAGCCUGCAGCAGCAGCCGCCGCCGACCCUGCAGCAGCAGCCGCCGCCGAGCCUACAGCAGCGGCCGCCGCCGACCCUGCAGCAGCAGCCGCCGCUCGACCUGCAGCAGCUGCCGCCGCCGAGCUUGCAGCAGCAGCCGCCGCUCGACCUGCAGCAGCUGCAGCAGCCGAGCCUGCAGCAGCAGCCGCCGCCGACCCUGCAGCAGCAGCCGCCGCCGAGCCUACAGCAGCGGCCGCCGCCGACCCUGCAGCAGCAGCCGCCGCUCGACCUGCAGCAGCUGCCGCCGCCGAGCCUGCAGCAGCAGCCGCCGCUCGACCUGCAGCAGCUGCCGCCGCCGAGCUUGCAGCAGCAGCCGCCGCUCGACCUGCAGCAGCUGCAGCAGCCGAGCCUGCAGCAGCAGCCGCCGCUCGACCUGCAGCAGCUGCCGCCGCCGCGCCUGCAGCUGCAGCCGCCACCGACCCUGCAGCAGCAGCCGCCGCCGAGCCUACAGCAGCGGCCGCCGCCGACCCUGCAGCAGCAGCCGCCGCUCGACCUGCAGCAGCUGCCGCCGCCGAGCCUACAGCAGCGGCCGCCGCCGACCCUGCAGCAGCUGCCGCGGAGCUCCCUGCUACGACCUGGCCCCGCCCCGCUGUUGCAGCGGCCACGCUGUCGCCACUGUCUUGCGCCCGCCGCACCAACCACUGGUGA